Fusarium coffeatum is the source of this 999-nucleotide messenger RNA. RefSeq lists its product as uncharacterized. NCBI's taxonomy places the organism in Eukaryota, Fungi, Ascomycota, Sordariomycetes, Hypocreales, Nectriaceae. The record is from RefSeq and is a predicted model, not a curated record. Bases 1 to 999 code for a protein of 332 amino acids. The transcript has a single exon.
AUGAUUGCCAAAACAUUCGUUACUGCUUUUAUCGCAGCGUCCUUCAUGGCUAGCUCUGAAGCUAGUCCAUGCAAGGUCAGCUCCAGAACAACUGAUGCGCUGACCGUUGGUGAGAUUUCAUCUACGGCAACGGCAACUUCCACUGAGACAGCAGCUGCGACUGAGACCCUCGUCUCUUCUUCUGGUGUCUCUUCCGUUGAAACCACGGCUCUCACUGCUGGCCAAUUUGACACGACCUCCGAGGCGUCUACUAUCUCGGACGAUGCUACUACGACUGUUGCUGUUGCGACUACGGACCUGACCUCCAUUGUCGUCGAGAGCACCACCGAGGCAUCUAUCACUUUCGAGGAUGCCACCACUACUGCAGUUUCGACUGCAGACUUGAGCUCAACUGUGGACGAGAGCAGUAUCGAGACUUCGACUGUCUUUAUGGAUGCUACUACCACCGAUACGCCGACCACGGAGAUAAGCCCUGCCACCACCGAGAGUACAACAACCGCCGAAGCCACCACCACUACCAUCGAAGCACCCAUCGUUCCUACAUUCCUCGUCAAUUCGGGCCUGGACGACGAAUCCGACACCACACAACCAUGGGACUUCCUCUUUAGCACCACCUCGGUCUCGCUAUCCCUCUCUAGCACGACCAAGCACGAGGGUAGAAACUCGGCAAAACUUACAUUUAUGGAUGAGGCGUCAAUUUACGUCCAGCAACCACUUGUAUCGUCUAUUGAAGCAGGUGUUCCAUACUCGGCGUCAGCCUGGGUUCGUGCUGGACUUGGGUGUACCCACGCGUAUCUCUUCUGUGGUUACCCCAAUGGCAAUGCUCUUGAGAUCCAGGACGUUGCUGUGGGUGGCACGGCAGAUCAGUGGUUGCUGAUUACGAAUACCUGCAAUUAUAGUCGGGAUCAGGUCAUGGGGGGCGGCUUGUACCUGGCUGUGGGAUUUGUUUGUUUGCCGGGCUCCACGGCUUGGUUCGAUUCAGUUAGCUUUGAGCCGUAG